Molecule: messenger RNA, 1856 nt
Organism: Phragmites australis (common reed)
Lineage: Eukaryota; Viridiplantae; Streptophyta; Magnoliopsida; Poales; Poaceae
Product: splicing factor SF3a60 homolog
Exons: 12
Coding region: 151-1677 (508 amino acids)
Biological process (GO): mRNA splicing, via spliceosome
Cellular component (GO): spliceosomal complex; nucleus
Molecular function (GO): zinc ion binding; RNA binding
Source: RefSeq, a predicted model, not a curated record
GACUCAUUUGUUCAUUCUUCGCGAAAUCGAAGUGCCGCCAAAACCCUAGGUCCCCAGCGCGACCCCUUCCCGCCCCUCUAUCGCCGCCGCGGCGCGAGUGACGUGCGGCCUCCGCGGGUACCGCAGGAGGGUGUAGCCUAGCGGGCGGCGAUGGCGUCGACGGUGCUGGAGGCGACGCGGGCGGCGCACGAGGACCUGGAGAGGCUGGAGCGGCUCGCGGUGCAGGAGCUGCAGCGCGAGCCCGCCAAUGCGCGGGACCGCCUCUUCCAGUCCCACCGCGUCCGCUACAUGCUCGACCUCGUCGUCUCCACCUCCGACAAGCUCGUGGAAAUCUAUGAGGACAAGGACAAUGCUAGGAAGGAAGAGAUCUCCACCCAUCUUACUGCACCCACACAAAACGGAAUCUUUAGCAAGUACUAUGAAAGGCUCAAAGAGAUCCGUGAUUAUCAUAGGAGGAACCCUUUUGCCCGUUUUGUCAGUACAACCGACGAUUAUGAAGUGCUUCUGAAGGAGGAACCAGUUAUUGAAUUCACUGGCGAGGAAGCUUUUGGCCGGUACCUAGACUUGCAUGAGCUUUAUAAUGAGUUCAUAAAUUCCAAGUUUGGAACUCCAAUGGAGUACUCAGUGUAUGUUGGCACAUUUUCCCAGAUGGAUAAGGUCACGCGUAGCCAUAAGGCUUCCAGACAAUACAAAGAAUACUUGGAGCAUAUUUUGGAAUACCUGACAUCAUUUCUGUAUCGAACAGAGCCAUUGCAAGACAUUGAGAAGAUUUUUACAAAGUUGGAAAGUGAGUUCGAGGAACGAUGGGCCAAUGGCGAAGUACCUGGAUGUGAAAAUAAGGGCACAGAGAAAGAAUCUGUGCCACAGGAGUCUGAAAUAGACCUUGAUUACUACAGCACAGUUGAAGAACUUGUUGAGCUUGGCCCAGAAAAGUUGAAGGAGGCUUUAGCUGCUCGUGGAUUGAAAAGUGGUGGUACUGUUCAACAGCGCGCGGACCGGCUUUUCUUGUUGAAGCAUAUGCCUUUGGAACAAUUGGACCGUAAGCAUUUUGCCAAAGUUCGACGUAAUUUUGUCUUAGACGCACCUUCAAAUGGCAACAAUUUCAAGGAUGAUUUGAAGAAGGAAGUUGCUUUGAUGGAAGUAAAGAUGAGGCGCCUUUGUGAGCUGCUAGAUGAGGUCAUUGUAAGAACAAAGGAGAAUGCAGAGAAGAAGCUAACUUUGACAUAUGAAGAGAUGGAAGCAGAACGCGAAGAGGAGGAGGUACAAGCUGACACAGAAAGUGAUGAUGAAGAGCAACAAAUCUACAACCCUCUGAAAUUACCGAUGGGUUGGGAUGGGAAACCUAUUCCCUACUGGCUAUACAAGCUACAUGGUCUUGGGCAGGAAUUUAAGUGUGAGAUAUGUGGAAACCACAGUUAUUGGGGGCGAAGGGCUUAUGAGCGUCAUUUCAAGGAGUGGCGCCAUCAGCACGGGAUGCGAUGUCUUGGUAUUCCUAAUACUAAAAACUUCAAUGAAGUCACGUCCAUCCAGGAAGCGAAAGAUCUCUGGGAGAAAAUACAAGCACGGCAAGGGGUGAACAAGUGGAGGCCAGAAUUGGAAGAAGAGUACGAAGACCAGGAAGGCAACAUCUACAACAAGAAGACCUACACUGACCUGCAGCGCCAAGGCCUGAUCUAGAAUUCUAGAUGUGAUAGUAACGAUUUUAGCUUUAAAGGAGCCGCUGCUGCUCCAACGGUCGGUAUUGUGUUCUACCGAACUUUGCUGAACAGGAUGUUGUAACUCUGAAUGUAUUGUCAUUUGGUAUACGUUCUAUGUAGAAAGAUGGUAUUUCAUAGCUAAGUGCUUUUCUUGGGCGA